Molecule: messenger RNA, 1883 nt
Organism: Gadus chalcogrammus (walleye pollock)
Lineage: Eukaryota; Metazoa; Chordata; Actinopteri; Gadiformes; Gadidae
Gene: atp6v1b2a
Product: ATPase, H+ transporting, lysosomal, V1 subunit B, member a
Exons: 14
Coding region: 123-1634 (503 amino acids)
Biological process (GO): proton transmembrane transport; ATP metabolic process
Cellular component (GO): proton-transporting V-type ATPase, V1 domain
Molecular function (GO): ATP binding; proton-transporting ATPase activity, rotational mechanism
Source: RefSeq, a predicted model, not a curated record
GUUCCCCCAAUGUCAUAUGACUAGCUCACCUCAGCCGUCGUCUCGACAACACCGAUAUUAUUAAUACGAUUACGCGUGCUUCUUGUCUGCUGCUUUCCGCUUUACCUACACACUCUCCGGCUAUGGCAACGUUGGCGGCGAACCGGGGGAUGGAUUUCAACAGCACGGCUGCGGCUGCCAGGGAGCACACCCAGGCUGUGACCAGAAACUACAUCUCACAGCCCAGGCUGACGUACUCUACGGUCUCCGGAGUGAACGGACCCCUGGUGAUUCUAGAUAAUGUGAAGUUCCCCAGAUAUGCUGAGAUUGUGCACCUGACCCUGCCUGAUGGAACCAAGAGGAGCGGGCAGGUUCUUGAGGUCAUCGGGAGCAAGGCUGUCGUCCAGGUGUUCGAGGGCACGUCGGGUAUCGACGCGAAGAAGACGGCCUGCGAGUUCACGGGCGACAUCUUGCGUACGCCAGUCUCUGAGGACAUGCUGGGGCGGGUCUUCAAUGGAUCUGGGAAACCCAUCGACCGCGGGCCCACUGUGCUGGCCGAGGACUAUCUGGACAUCAUGGGCCAGCCAAUCAACCCCCAGUGCCGUAUCUACCCUGAGGAGAUGAUCCAGACCGGCAUCUCCGCCAUCGACGGCAUGAACAGCAUCGCCCGAGGCCAGAAGAUCCCCAUCUUUUCUGCUGCUGGUCUGCCCCACAAUGAGAUUGCCGCCCAGAUCUGUCGGCAGGCUGGCCUGGUCCAGAAGUCGAAAGACGUCAUGGACUACACCUCUGAGAACUUCGCCAUCGUCUUCGCAGCUAUGGGGGUCAACAUGGAGACUGCCCGCUUCUUCAAGUCGGACUUCGAGGAAAACGGUUCCAUGGAUAACGUUUGCUUGUUCUUGAAUCUGGCCAACGACCCCACCAUUGAGCGCAUCAUCACCCCCCGCCUGGCGCUGACCACUGCGGAGUACCUGGCCUACCAGUGUGAGAAGCACGUCCUCGUCAUCCUCACUGACAUGAGCUCCUACGCCGAGGCCCUCCGAGAGGUGUCUGCAGCCAGAGAGGAGGUGCCCGGCCGUCGUGGCUUCCCUGGAUACAUGUACACCGAUCUGGCCACAAUCUACGAGCGUGCCGGGAGAGUGGAGGGCAGGAACGGCUCCAUCACCCAGAUCCCCAUCCUCACCAUGCCCAACGACGACAUUACCCAUCCCAUUCCUGACUUGACUGGUUACAUCACUGAGGGACAGGUGUAUGUGGACAGACAGCUCCACAACAGACAGAUCUACCCCCCAAUCAACGUGUUGCCGUCCCUGUCUCGUCUGAUGAAGUCUGCUAUCGGUGAGGGCAUGACCCGCAAGGACCAUGCAGAUGUCUCCAACCAGCUGUACGCCUGCUAUGCCAUUGGGAAGGACGUCCAGGCCAUGAAGGCUGUGGUAGGAGAGGAGGCCCUGACCCCCGACGAUCUGCUCUACCUUGAGUUCCUGCAGAAGUUCGAGAAGAACUUCAUUGCCCAGGGCCCCUAUGACAACCGGACGGUCUACGAGACGCUGGACAUCGGCUGGCAGCUGCUGCGUAUCUUCCCCAAGGAGAUGCUGAAGAGAAUCCCCCAGAGCACCAUCGCCGAGUUCUACCCCAGGGAGUCCGCCGCGCGCCACUAAGGGCUGCCCCCGCCCCUCUCCUCCACCAUCCUCCCCCUCUUUGUCUCUGGUUCUCCCGCUCUCGUUGUCUCUCUCCCAGCUUCCCAACAAUUCCAGCACUGAGGUCGUCCCAACACCCCCAACCCCUUUUCCCAGCCCCAGCCGUCUGCCUCCCUCUUGCUCCCCCCUGAAGACGUCCUUGAUUGAACAGGGCAACGUCCCCCUUUAGUGUAGCUGUAGUGUGGUUGGUACAUGUUCAGCAGUCUUGUA